UCACUGUAACACAACCGUCUGGCCACCGACUGCUCUAGUGCUCUCUCCCGUCAUUCGUCUGCCCGGUACCGUCUUGGCCGCGUCGUGCGAUCAACUCUCUCCGUCCGUGUGCUGUGCGCGCGUGUCCGUAAUAAAUAAUAAUAAAAAACAGUGUGUGUGCAUGUGUGCGUCCGCGACCCGCGUGCGUUAUAUCAUUUCCCGCCAGUGAUUUCAUUUUAUUAUUAUUUGUUCUUAAUUUUUUUUUUCGUACUGUUUUUACAAUAAUAUCAUCAUUACCUAUAUCGUACUGUGAUACUGGUCACCUCGCGUUCGCGUUUUUGACUUAAUAACGACACGAUCGAGCGUAAACAAUUUUUUAAUACCACGCGACACACGUUCUUGUCAUAUGAACACAUAUUAUUUUUUUCUAAACAAAUCAAUCGAUCUCGGCCUGGCAUUUAUUUUUUCAAUUUUUUUUCUCAAAUUCCGGUCGUGUGACGGUAUUUUAAUGCUCGCGGAACGCCGCAUACGACCCCGUCGUCAGUGCGUACCGCAGUCGAAUUUGUGAAUAAACAGCGUCCGACGAAUGCUACUACUACGAUCGCGAGCACGACGUCGUAACAUGUUCAUAACCAUGACCAUGUAUUUGUUUCUCGGAUUGGAUGUGUUCGUCGUAGAUAGUAUGUCGGUGACCGCACAAAAAAUUUUCGAAGUUAUGGAUAGCGGCAGUGAUAAAAUAUUAUACCUGUUUGGCAAGAGAACAAUUUAUACUGGCUUCUCAAUUGCUCUUAGUGCUUUUUUAGCAUUAAUGCUUUUUAAAGUUGUCUGUCAAAAGUUAUUUUAUGAAUCCAAUAAUUCGACCAUCGUGGUCCCCACGAUCCCCACGAUCGUCCAGACGGACGAACAAAGACACGAACAGCAACCGCAGGAGCCGACCAUCACCACAACUAAACGAUUGAAAACCAAACAGCAGCAACAGAGCACCAGUGCUAACAAAGACGACAACCAGGACACGGACGACUUGGUAAAUUCGAGUCCGCCGAGUAGUAUUUCCAAAAAAUCGAAACCGUCGUCGGCGCCAUUGUCGCCCGUAAAGAGUCGGAAAUCCGCCGCAGCCGCAGCCGCAGCGACUUCAGUCUCAGCUGCACCUGUAGAGCCAUCUGCACCGGGCCAUGACAACUUUGCGAACGAUGUCGAAGUCCACCAUAACAACAACAACAACAACAACAACAACAACAAGGACGAUGACGAAGACUGUAGCAACAAUGACGACGACGAAGACAAUAGUUAUCAGUACCAGUAUCAUAACCGGAACAAGAGGACCCGCCGUCCUUCGUCAUCGUCCACUUCGUCGUCUUCUUCGUCGUCGUCCGCCAAGAACGACGCGGUCAUCGUCAAGCCGGAGCGUCAGUUGAACGGCGGUAGAAAGUCGUCGUCACCGCCGCCUGCAGUGGCGCCCAAAGUUGGAGUGGUCGGUAAAAAGAAACAGCAGCCGUCCCAAGAACCUGCGGCGACACGAAACGGAUUGCAACUGGCGCAGGCGCACUGUGAAAACUCGACCACGGUGGAUCAUAGAAUUGCUAUAAAAGAGAAGAAUGUCAAGAGAUCGAUGGCUGAACUGACCAAUAAGAAGGAACAAUCAAGGCUACGGAACAUAGAAAGUGUAAAAUUCAUGGACUAUAAUGAGCAGAACAACAACUGUAGCAUCAUCCAGAACAAUAACAAAAGCAAUGAUAGCAAUCUUGAAACCCCGACCAAAAAACUGGGAAAAAGGUUGCGGAAGAAGCUCAAUAAGAAUAAAGAAGAAGUGUUUGGCGAGACGAAGACCACGGGGAUCACGACGCAUGAAAAAAAAUCCAUUAUCGUAGAAAAUGAGAACCAGACGCUAAUGAUGGAGAAGGAGAGGGUGCCACCACAGUCUCCAGCGCCUCAGCAAUUGUCCUUUAUCUCUAAGCCAGGGGAAGUGUUUGAGGGGAGCAUGCGGAGCCAAGUGCACUUUACUGACUAUAUAAUCUGGAACAUGCUACGUGCAUACUUCUAUAUGGACAAAAAACAGCUGUAUGAAAGCGGGUUUCCGGUACAGUCCAUGAAGCCUGGGUACGCGAAUUGCUACAGGCAGAACAUGCGGUCCAAGGCACUAAACCCUGUGGCCAAAGAGUUCUGCUUGGAUACGCCGGAGGUGUCGUCGACGCCCCCUUCGUCAGCUCCACAAAAGCUCGCUCGUCAGGUGCAAAAGUCGCAUCAACAACUGCAACAGUCAUCAAAUAAUCACGUUACGUGCGUUCGGUGCUCGUCGUACUACAAUGUGAAAGACGAGUACAAGUCCGCGAUGCCCGGCCGAUGCAUGUACCACUUUGGCAAGUCCUAUAACAAUAUCUACGAUUGUUGCGGUAAUGACUGCAAUACGUCGCCGGGUUGCACCGCGGCCGAACAGCAUGUGUGGAAUGGAUUCGUGGACGGGGAUAACGAGAUCGGAAAUUUCGUACAGACGGACAAUGUGAACAGCUGGUCUGCAUUGUUCCCGUACUCAUCGUGUCCUAAAGAAGCGUCUUCGUUAAAGGAGGAGGAAAAGUCAUUGAAAUCAUUGCUAGGAACGGGCCUUUACCGAUGUUUGGCCUUAGACUGUGAAAUGUGUUACACCGAGUGUGGCCUGGAGUUGACCAAGGUGACGUUGGUGGACCUCCGUGGCACAGUCGUCUACGACACGCUGGUCAAGCCCAACCGUCCGAUUGUCGAUUAUAACACUCGGUUCAGUGGUAUCACCGCGGACCACUUCGCGCGAUAUCCGUCCAAGACGCUGAACCAAGUCCGGCGCGACCUGCUGCGGCACAUCCGGAAAGACACAGUACUCGUUGGCCAUGGACUGGGCACCGACUUACUGGUGCUUCGCAUAAUACAUUCAGCGGUGGUGGACACGUCUUUGCUGUACCCGAAAGAUAAUUGUGUUAGAACAACAAACUACUCAAGAAAGUAUUCACUGAAACACCUGGCCUCGGUACUACUCGGCCGUGAAAUCCAACUUAAAAACGGCCACGACAGCAAGGAGGAUGCCCGGGCCGCCAUGGACCUGGCACUGCACUAUUUAAUCCAUUACGGAUUUUAGCAGUUGGCCGCCCUGCGCCCAAAUGAGCGCAGCCCCCAACACCAACCAGUCUCGAUGCUGCACCCUGCUCCUCACUUUGUCGUUCCUAUUUAUACUCAUGCAUAUUAUUAUUGUUGUUAUCAUAAUCGCGCAUGCGUACAUACAUAAUAUCAACUAUACAUUAUUACAUCGUCGAGUAUUACGGUUAUUGUAUUUAAUAUGUUUAUAAUAUAUGUGUGGGUACGCGUAUGUGCCGCGCGCGUGUAUAAUAAUAUCAUCAAGGUAAUGUGAUGUAAAAA
This is a messenger RNA of Acyrthosiphon pisum (pea aphid), 3360 nucleotides long. Its product is annotated as RNA exonuclease prage. Bases 566 to 3082 code for a protein of 838 amino acids. The transcript is spliced from 3 exons. The record is from RefSeq and is a predicted model, not a curated record. Gene Ontology annotation, cellular component: nucleus. NCBI's taxonomy places the organism in Eukaryota, Metazoa, Arthropoda, Insecta, Hemiptera, Aphididae. Gene Ontology annotation, molecular function: exonuclease activity; nucleic acid binding.